ACGGCUCUCGAGGGACCAUGGCCGAUCCUCACGUGAGGCAGAUCAAGAUCAAAACCGGCGUGGUGAAGCGAUUGGUCAAAGAAAAAAUGAUGUAUGAGAAAGAAGCAAAACAACAAGAAGAAAAGAUUGAAAAAAUGAAAGCCAAAGAUGGUGAAAAUUGCAUUAAAAAGCAGGCAGAGAUCCUGCAAGAGUCCCGGAUGAUGAUCCCAGAUUUCCAGCGCAGGUUGGAAGCUGCAUAUACUGAUCUUCUGCAGUUAUUAGAGAGUGAAAAAGACUUGGAAGAAGCUGAGGAAUAUAAGGAGGCACGUUUAGUACUGGAUUCAGUGAAGUUAGAAGCCUGAAGGUUUUCUAUACAGGGUGUUUUUUUGCAUUAAGUCCUGAGAUCCGUUCCACAAUUCAUUAUUUUUGACCACUGCUAUGUGUUCAAGUAGUAUGAGAAUGUGAUUCUUUUUAUGCAGUGCAUAUGUUUUUCUUUGCCUG
Molecule: messenger RNA, 480 nt
Organism: Balaenoptera ricei (Rice's whale)
Lineage: Eukaryota; Metazoa; Chordata; Mammalia; Artiodactyla; Balaenopteridae
Product: tubulin-specific chaperone A-like
Biological process (GO): tubulin complex assembly; post-chaperonin tubulin folding pathway
Cellular component (GO): microtubule cytoskeleton; cytosol
Molecular function (GO): beta-tubulin binding
Source: RefSeq, a predicted model, not a curated record